UGGGUUUCCGUUGUCAUCGUGUUUUACCGUAGCAGGAGUCUGGCUGUGUUGUCCCUCGUCGCUACCCGUCCUGACUUUACGAUCCGCUGCACUGGUUAGAAAUGGCUGAAGCUCCCCCACGGCCUUGCCGGUUUUUUUGUCACCGGUGUUCAGCUGAGAUCAGUCCACGUUUACCGGACUACACCUGCCCCAGCUGUGAAUCAGGUUUCAUUGAAGAAUUGCCUGAGGAAAGAAGCACUGAAAAUGGGUCUGCAUCCAUAUCCGCCGCCACUGAUCAGAACCGUCCAGCAUCUGAGAACACGAAUGACCAACCCCUUUUCCCAUUUCCCUCCGGGUACGGACCGUUUGCCCAUUGGAUUUUCGAUGAAAACUUUGACCUUCGAGUGCAGCUGCCCACAGAAGAUAACCGAGAAACGGAGAACCGACGGGAACGGGAAAUGGCAUCACGCCAACGAUACAGCGCACGACAACCAAGGGGUCGACAUGUUCCUCGACGACAGGGUACGCGCCAUGAGGGAGUGCCCACGUUAGAGGGGAUUAUCCAGCAGCUAGUAAAUGGAAUCAUAGCGCCUACAGCCAUGCCGAACAUUGGCAUAGGACCAUGGGGAAUGCUUCAUUCCAAUCCAAUGGACUACGCUUGGGGUGCCAAUGGGCUUGAUGCAAUUAUUACACAGCUGUUGAACCAGUUCGAAAACACAGGCCCUCCUCCUGCAGACAGAGAAAGAAUAAAGAGCUUACCGACCAUCUCCAUUACAGAGGAACAUGUGGGUGCUGGUUUAGAGUGCCCUGUGUGCAAAGAAGACUACAGUGUUGAUGAGAGCGUUAGGCAACUGCCAUGCAAUCAUUUGUUUCACAAUGACUGUAUAGUGCCAUGGCUGGAGCAGCACGAUACGUGUCCUGUGUGCAGGAAGAGCCUUAGCGGACAGAACACAGCUACAGACCCACCAGGCUUAUCAGGAAUGAACUUCUCUCCCUCUUCCUCGUCCUCCUCCUCCCCCAGCUCACCUAGCAAUGAGAAUGCUGCCAGCAACGCGUAGAUUAUCACAGCCACCUCCACCACCUCACAUCUGAAAACCUCAAGCCCAAGACCCGUCAGCUCGUUUUUAUAGCUGAGACCAGGACAGUUGUCUGUCUCAAUUCUAGGGGACAUUAUGAGUUGCGAACUGUGAAUCUGUCGCAGACCAUUAAUCGCCAUUCCACUGGUUUGUGCUGAACAAAAUGCUGGGUCUAGAUCCUGCUGCUAUUCUUAGAGUCAUUAAGGAGUUGGGGCAGGGCAGUGUUGAAGGAGGAACUAGAAUUGAAUGUGAAUGAUAAUAAAAAGUGUGAUUGUGAUCGGAACUGGAGCAGAGUUGGGGCCAGGGCGGAUUGCCUUUUGAUGGAGAUGUCUCUGUCACAGGGAAGGGACACAAUUUUUUUUAAUUUAAAAGAAAAAAUGCUCUUUUUAAAUAAGUAGUGGUGCCGAGUCCGUAGAUGUGUAGGUAGAAAACUCAUUUUGAACUGUCAGCUGCUGGUAACGUUGAGGUAAAGAACUGGAGUGUAUGCAUCAGAUUUGUAUUUAUUGCACCUUUUUUAACAUUUUGCACCAAAGUGUGAUGUUGAAAGUUUGAAUUUGAGUAAGCUACUGAACAAAAAGUCAUUAUUUUUUAAAUUAUCUUCCAGGACUUAAUUUUGUUUUUAUUAGAUUUUCUAAGAGCUUGAUCCGGUGUAUGUUGUGUAUGUUGUGUAUCUUGACAAGGGGUGAGAUCCUCAGAAUAAUGAGUCCUUGCCCAAGACACAAACUACACAAAUACACAAAAAGGACAUGAAAAAGAGGCAUGGGAUUAUUUAACUUGCCCAAACGUAUUUCACGAAAUGUGUUUAUUAUUUUAUUUAAUAUUUUUGUAUAGUCACAAUAAAGUGUUGAAAAGAA
Messenger RNA from Betta splendens (Siamese fighting fish), 1909 nucleotides. Its product is annotated as E3 ubiquitin-protein ligase RNF126-like. Gene Ontology annotation, molecular function: ubiquitin protein ligase activity. NCBI's taxonomy places the organism in Eukaryota, Metazoa, Chordata, Actinopteri, Anabantiformes, Osphronemidae. Gene Ontology annotation, biological process: protein ubiquitination. The coding region runs from base 102 to 1037 and encodes 311 amino acids. The record is from RefSeq and is a predicted model, not a curated record. The transcript is spliced from 9 exons. Gene Ontology annotation, cellular component: cytoplasm.